This is a messenger RNA of Caenorhabditis auriculariae, 5513 nucleotides long. NCBI's taxonomy places the organism in Eukaryota, Metazoa, Nematoda, Chromadorea, Rhabditida, Rhabditidae. The record is from the annotation of a GenBank genome assembly.
AUGUCAAGUGGAAAAGCGGUCUAUCUAUUCUUCUUACUGCCUACCGACUUUGGCCAACUGGCCGUGCAAAUACUUUCUGGGUUGACGGCCAAAUACCCAAGGAGGCAGUAUAUUUGAGGAGUGGCGCACCGUGCCAUUCACCUUUUAUUCAAACAGACUGCGCCAGUCGGGGGCUAGCGCCCGACCGUCGGCUCUCGCGUCCACCCAGUAUUUCGGUCGUUUUGUUGGUGAAAGUCCGACGGCCUUGUACUUAGUGAUCAUUUCCUGCUCGACUCGGUGAGCUGAUGGAGAGAGCGCAGUCGAAGUGUUCCCACAAGUACACGUCAGUCUACUUAUUAACCUCUCGUCGCUUGGAUUUCGUGAUUCUUAUUUCUAAUUCUGCUAUUUUUUUUUCUUCUGUGCCGCGUUCGAAAUGAUUUUGGCGAAAAAAAAUUACCGCCGGAGAGUGAAAAAAGAUAACAGACAUUUUGGAGAGUUAGAGAUUAUUUCGGAUUUCGCAAAAUCUUUUUGAACGCGACGUUAUGUUCGGUCUCUCAUCUCUCUCAUCUUCCGAAACUUUAUUAUAAAACAAAUUUUGGUCAAAAAACUUACAGUUUGUCAACUUAUGAACUUCUUAGUUUUGGAAACGAAAUCGCCUGGCGCUUUCUGCGAUCUCCGACUUUCUUUCUUUUUUUUUUAAUCAUAAAUAUAUCCAUUUUUGUUGGCUUUAACCAGCUGUGAAUCAGCUAUAUGAAUCAGUAUACUUUCUUCAUUUUCACAAAUGGAGAUCAUCUUUUGAAAACUGUUUUCUUGGUUGUUCAUAGGCGAAUCGAGAAAAGGUAUAGCGAUACCCUCUGAGGUAUAUCGCAGGGUCUGAACUUUAUCGAUGGUACCAUGGUACCUCGAGUAUACCUCUGAGGACUUUGAGCAAAAGAGAUGACGGGCAAAAUGAGAAAUGAGAGAGGUAUAUUGGAGGUCUCACGAUCCAUUUUGAGAGAUAUGUUUGUGGACACAUUAUGGUACCAUCCCGAUUCGCCUGGGAUUGUGUCGAAGAAGGUUUUUCUCGGCAUGAUAUUCUUUACAUGUUAAUAUGUAAUAUUGAAUUCCUAUUUUCCUUCGCACAAGGCAGCCCCAUGAUGAUAGUUCUAACAUCGUAGUUAAAACUGUUUGCUAUUAGAAUAGUUUGUAUAUAAAAACACAUUAUGUGAAAAAAAAAAAUGAAUUCAACACGUCACUUUACGAAAAAAAAAAGUGAGCGUUGCGUUUUGAAAAAAAACGCUGUUCCUGUUCAUGAAUUCUCGUUUUAAAGAACCCGGGCGCAUAAAGAGACGGAAUACCCGAAGAAUCCACUUUUUGGAUCUGAAUUCAUAUACCGGCUAUUUUCCGACAACUUAGAUAAAGAUUUGAAAGGAUUUCGUUUGAAAAAAAAGGAAGCUUUCGAAUUUUCGUGAACUUUUCGAAUAGGAGAGUUAUUUGGAAAAAAAAACAAAAAUGUUUUCGUUCAGGUAUGUUACUACGGCGAUGGAGACAAGUGGCUCUGCUACUUGCAGUCGUACAGUUCGCCGUGUCCAGCUGUGCCGAGGGUGAAGAGGAGGAACUAAACUACGAACUUGACGAAGGCGUCGUUGUUCUUACUGACAAGAACUUUGACGCCUUCCUCAAGAAAAACCCCAGUGUGCUCGUCAAGUUCUAUGCUCCUUGGUAGUACUCUCCUAAAAGUUUUCCGAUAACUAAAAAGUCUUCAGGUGUGGCCAUUGUAAGCAUCUCGCGCCAGAGUACGAGAAGGCGUCGUCGAAGGUCAGUAUUCCAUUGGCGAAGGUCGACGCGACUGUUGAAACGGAAAUCGCCAAGCGGUUCGAGAUCCAAGGAUAUCCUACUCUGAAGUUUUGGAAGGACUCUCAAGGUCCCACCGACUACGACGGCGGUCGUGAUGAACAAGGUUUUUUUCAUUAAACGAAGAAGAAGAUCCUUAAACUUUUAAAACCUCGCAAAAAACUUUUCAGCGUUAUAAUUUGCACAUUGCAAAAUUUGAAAAAAAAAUUUCACAAAUAAAAGCAGAAAGUUUUUUUCUAUUAUACUUCUUUCUGACUGCGACUGUUUCAGGUAUCGUGGAAUGGGUUCAAAUGCGCGUGGAUCCGAACUACAAACCGCCGGCCGAGGAAGUCGUCACCCUCACCACUGAGAACUUCGACGAGUUCAUCACCAACAACGAACUGGUUCUUGUCGAGUUUUAUGCUCCUUGGUGAGUUUUAUCGUGCUCAGAAAUCGGAAGAAUAUUUUUAUUUUAGGUGCGGACACUGCAAGAAAUUGGCCCCGGAGUAUGAGAAGGCCGCUCAGCGUCUGAAAGCUCAGGGGUCAAAGAUUCGGCUGGGGAAGGUGGAUGCGACCGUCGAAAAGAAACUCGGCGAGCAGUACGGCGUUUCUGGUUACCCCACGAUGAAGCUUAUUCGUCAUGGAAGGAGGUCGGUAUAUCCGCGAUUCGUAUUAAGUUUUCUCUAAACUUGUUCCUGAUGCGAAGUUUAUUUGAGAGGCCAAGAAGAAAAAGCAAGUUUUAAUAUAAAAAGAGGCAUCAAAUUCAGUACUCAAGAGCAUCGAUAUUGUUGCUCGCCUCUUUCUGUGACCUCGUGAACUCCUUGAGCUAUAAUAUCUCUCUCUCUCUCUCAAAAGUUUUCUUCAAAAUAAUUUUUCUUUCAUUUGAAGCAUUUCAUCAUAACAGUCAGAAACGAACCAUAAAUGUUUUUUGAAUGUUAAAUCUAUAAGACAGCGAUAUAUUUAACAAAAGUUGCGGUGCGACACGCUACGAACUCUCGGUGUACCCCGCAGUGUAACCAGGGGGCAUCCCGUUUAGCUUUAAAUGUCUAUUAAGGUACUUCUUUCGUACACCGUUUCGAAGUGGUUUGUUUCCUAAUAUCACGAUAGCUCAAAAAAACUUUUUAUUUCCGACCGGUCGCCCCAGGGGUGCAUGCCAUCCAGAUCCAACGCGGGGUGCACCGAAAAAACAAAGAAAAGUAUUUUUUUCGGGAUUCUGCGGGGUACACCUUCAUUUUUUUUUCAGAGAUAAGAGCGACACUUUUACGAGAUUAAUGAACUUUCGAUUUAAAAAAAUUUUUGCGGAAAAAAUUUGAUAAAUAAAUUAUUUUUUUCGAACGUAAGCUGAAAUCAGUGUUCUUCUUCUUCUUCUCUUAUACCGCUUGAGCGGCGUCGUCGCCACAAGUCGAUUAGCCGAGGUCCUAUCUUGAUAUCAAGCUGAAGUUAGUACGCACUGGAAAUAACUGUAGAGUAUAAAAGUCAGAAAGCGCACGCCGAGAGGGAAUGAAAUAAAAGUUGAAUUUGCUAAACAUUUUUUCUCUCUAAAGGCGUGUUCGCCAAAAUUUAUUUGAAAAAGAGUUUAGCCUCGACAAUAAUCCUUACUUUGGACUUGAAAACCGCUGCAAUACUGCCUUCGCUGAAAGUAAAACUCGAGCCUCCUUCAGAUUCGAGUACAAAGGACCGCGAGAAGCUGCCGGAAUCGUCAAGUACAUGCUGGAACAGUCGAAACCGGCUGCCCGCAAGCUCGAAAGCGCCAAAGAUGUCGAGCGCUUCAUGGAUAAGACCGACGUCACUAUUAUUGGAUUUUUCGCUUCGGAUGACUCAACAGCUUUCGAAGCCUACAGUGAUUCUGCUGAAAUGCUCCGAGAGGUUUUUCUUUUUCCAUUGUGAAACGUGUCUGUUUGCAUACUGAAACUAACCAGGAACAUAAUGAGUUGACGAAAAGUUAAAUGUAAAUGGGAAGUACUGAGGUAAGUAAUAUAGAGAGGUUAGGCAAAACUUGAGAAGUUUACAUUGAGAUUGAACAAUACAUUCAGAGUUUGGAAACCGAACUCAAGAGAAAACUGUUCAAAGAAACAUACAAAGCUCUUUCAGGAGUUCAAAACUAUGGGCUACACGACGAACUCGGCUGUCUUCAAGAAGUACGAUGCGAAGCCGAACGACGUCAUCAUUUUCUAUCCAUCGCUGUUCCAAAGCAAAUUUGAGCCGAAGAGCCGCACUUUCAACAAGGUCCGCUUUUUUGUGGGAAUGAUUGACGUGGCUUGGUUGCAGGCCGGUGCCACCGCCGAAGACCUUCUCACUUUCUUCCGCGAACAUUCCGCGCCUCUCGUCGGCAAGAUGACCAAGGUUUUCUCUGCCUCAUCACGCGAUCUCAUCUUCUCUGAAACAGGCUAACUCGGCCACGAGAUACACUAAGUUCCCACUUGUUGUCGUUUACUACAACGCUGACUUCUCCCUGCAGUACCGCGAAGGCAGCGAAUUCUGGCGCCAAAAAGUUUUGGCCGUCGCCCAAAAGGUUUUUCCUUUUUCUUCUUUUGUGUGUCUUUUUACUUGAAUGAGAAAAAAAACUUCUAACUUAAGUAAAAAUGGCUAACUUUCAUAGUCGAAAAAGAAGAUUUAUUCAUUUCCUUUUGUUGCAGUACCAAAAAGACAAGUAUCGAUUCGCUGUGGCUGAUGAGGAAGAAUUCUCCAAGGAACUUGAAGAAAUCGGUCUGGGCGACUCCGGACUGGAGCACAACAUCGUGGUGUUUGGAUAUGAUGGCAAGAAGUACCCGAUGAAUCCUGAAGAAUUUGACGGCGACCUCGAUGAGAAUCUCGAGGAGUUCAUGAAGAAGAUCAGCAGUGGAAAAGCCAAGGCGUACGUGAAAAGCGCGCCUUUGCCGCGAGACGACAAAGGUCCUGUGAAGACGCUCGUCGGAUCCAACUUCGACAAGAUCGUCAACGACGAAUCCAAGGAUGUACUCGUCGAGUUCUAUGCUCCGUGGUGCGGACACUGCAAAGUUAGCGAGAUUGGAAUAUUGUUCACUCCUUUCUAUUGCAGUCUUUUGAACCCAAGUACAAGGACUUGGCUGCGGCGCUGAAAAAGACGGAGCCGAAUCUGGUACUGGCAAAGAUGGACGCCACGGCCAACGACGCUCCAGCGCAGUUCGCUGUUGAAGGGUUCCCCACAAUCUACUUUGCUCCGAGCGGGAACAAGGUCUUCGUUUUUUCUGACUUUGGUAGCGUCGAAGUCGUUGAGUCUGGAAGCCAAUCUUCGAAAAGAAAUUUUUCCUACUAAUCAUAUUUUGAAGAAGUUAUAAUCAUGAAAAAGACAGAGAAUUUUUUCUUUAAGAAAUUAUAGAAAAGGACACCAUAAGAAUUUUUAAUAAUUAUUUUUUACCACGUGCGCCGUUUCGAGUCUUAUAAGUGGCUGAAGGGCGACUCUUUAUCAGCAUUUUUCCCUCAUUGCAUUGAAUCAAAAUGGUGAUUAUUUUUUUGGUUUAUAUUUUCAGCGCAUGAUUUUUGAAAUUUAAAAAAACAAAAGGAAAUUGACAAAUAAAACUGUCAAAUUAGAUUAGAAUUCUAGGAUUGAAUUAAGCAAAGCUGCGAGUGAAUUCUCCAAAGUAUCAUUGUAGGGCGAGCCUAUGAAAUACAACGGAAACCGGGAUCUGGAUCACUUGAAGGACUUCUUGAAGAAACAUGCCGUGAAAUCCUUCCAAUCAUCCGAAAAGAAGGAGGAGCUCUAA